Messenger RNA from Acanthamoeba castellanii str. Neff, 309 nucleotides. RefSeq lists its product as uncharacterized. The transcript has 2 exons. The coding region runs from base 1 to 309 and encodes 102 amino acids. Lineage: Eukaryota; Discosea; Longamoebia; Acanthamoebidae. The record is from RefSeq and is a predicted model, not a curated record.
AUGCAGGGCUUGGCGUCAGUGUUCAUCGCUCUCUCACUGCUUCUUUCUCCUCUCACCGGAGACCACAACGGCGCCAACAACUCGGCCAGCGAUGGCGCAAUGACGCUGAGGAAACAGGGGGAGCACAGCAACAGUGGCUACUACUCCAAGGGACCCGUGUUGAGCUCUAUCGAGGGCGGAAGCAAGGGCGCGAUGACCAUCAGGGACAACGACAACUCUGACUGCCCCAUCAAGUACCCGGACAUCAACAGCAAGGCCUACUGCGAGUGCGUCGUCGGCCGCUCCGACAACUUCGUCUGCGAUCGCUGA